Westerdykella ornata is the source of this 343-nucleotide messenger RNA. RefSeq lists its product as uncharacterized. The coding region runs from base 74 to 277 and encodes 67 amino acids. Lineage: Eukaryota; Fungi; Ascomycota; Dothideomycetes; Pleosporales; Sporormiaceae. The record is from RefSeq and is a predicted model, not a curated record. The transcript has a single exon.
CGGGGAAGCGCCCUGCUGGCAGAAAAGACCAGAAAACUUUGGAAGAGAUUUCGAACUUCUUUGAUGCUUCCUGAUGGGUGCCCGCCACGCUUUCACCGCAUCCCUCCGGUCGGGAACUGGCGCCAAAGGUGAAACCAAGUGCCCGACCGGGGCUACCCUUCGGACUGCAGCUGUUGGCAGGGCUCGACGGAUAACCACAUGGGCUUGUGCCAAUUUAUUUCAGGCGAGUCCACACGACGGCCACGAGAGCGCCUCCACGUGGGACUGUGACACGUGAGCCUCAGUCAUCCUGUGGGAGAUGCUGAUUUGUUUGUUUUGCCUCUCAGCACCCCCAAGCUCUUGA